Aedes albopictus (Asian tiger mosquito) is the source of this 2388-nucleotide messenger RNA. RefSeq names its product centromere/kinetochore protein zw10 (gene Zw10). NCBI's taxonomy places the organism in Eukaryota, Metazoa, Arthropoda, Insecta, Diptera, Culicidae. The transcript is spliced from 4 exons. Bases 246 to 2336 code for a protein of 696 amino acids. The record is from RefSeq and is a predicted model, not a curated record. Gene Ontology annotation, cellular component: RZZ complex. Gene Ontology annotation, biological process: mitotic spindle assembly checkpoint signaling; endoplasmic reticulum to Golgi vesicle-mediated transport.
GCGCUAUAUUGAAGGUGGACGGGAGGACGUGUUACUUUUACUAGCGAGUUUAUCAACAUUCAAUAUUGGUUGAAUUAAAUUAUUAUAUUCAAUUUGUGGUUGUGUUGUGACGAUGCAGUUCCAGUCUCGGAAAUUAAAGGGAUUUUUUUAAAUUUUAGUUAUUACAACUUUUGCUCCCACUAACUAGCAGCCUUCUAGUUACCUUAUCACAAAUUUUAAUCAGAAUAAGCAAAGAUUCAUUCAAUAUGGCCACUCUAGAAGAAAGCAUGGAAGUCGAAAUUCUAAAACAAGAUUUAGAUGCACGCAAGCAAAUUAGCCGAAUUGUCUCUAAAAUUAAAGACUACCAAGACAAGGUGAAAGAAAUUGUAUCCAGUUAUUAUGUUGAUUUUCUGCCCAACUGUUACGACAAUAUGACGAUAAUGAAGAACGGAAAAAUGCUGGAGGAAGAGAUCAACAAAAUUGUGUCGAUGGUGAAUCAGGAUACGGCUUGGCAGCUAUCAAUGGCCCAGGAACACAUCCAGCAGCAUCGAGAGGAACUGAGCGAAGCAAUUGUGGGAUAUAAAACAUCAUAUAAGCUUCAAACCAUCCACAGCUUGUUUGAAAUGAUUCCGAGGAGUGGCGAUGACUACCAAAAGUUGAUCAGCAUUCUGGACAAAAUUAAAUCGCUGCUUAACGAUGGCAGUGAUCCCGUUUUUCAGAAACUUGAGUGUUACCAGAGCAUUCGGUUGAGAUAUCACGAAGAAUAUCAAAUUCUUCUCUACAACUUGAACAAAAAGUUUGAAUCAUUGAUCCAAUUUAAUGAAAAGCCAUUCCAAAACACCAAGGCCAUCACCAUAAAGAUUAAGAAGAAUGAAGAUCAGUUGCAUCAAGUGAUCGUUGCACUGGUCAAUACAAACUAUAAUGUUCAACGUAUGUGCAAAUUCCUGAUGGAUAACGUUUUUGAACCCAUAAUUACGCGUCCAGUUUCUCUCACGUGUAACGAUGAUGAUGGAGAUUUUGUUUUCAUUCAACUGUCGUAUCAACUGAAGUCAAAUGAUGAGUUGAGACCGAACUACAAAAUUAUUUUUCAACGAAUGAUGGAAACAUUCUACUGCUUGGGGCACAUGAACAUUCUGAUUUCCGAACGGCAAUGUAUCUUCUCUAUCAUCGCCAAAUACAUCAAGGGAACACUGUGUAAGCUUCUGAUCGAAAACUGUUUGCAAAACGAUAUUCCGGAUACAAUCGAUGAGAUGAACGAAUCCAGCAUGGUGCAGUCCAUUCAGGAGUUCAAUAAAUUUCUCACGGAGAUGCUCUUUCUGGACCACGAAAACGACACCGUUUUAGAUGAGUACGCUAGCAAGAUAGAACUACUGUUCCAGAAGAAGUUCUGCACAAACAUCGUGUCCACGGCUUCGGACAUAAUGAAGAAAGACUUACACGACAUGGUUCUGGUCGAGGAGCGUGAAACACAUUUUUCAAACGGGUCGGACAUGUUUUCGAGUUGCAUGGUUUCGAAGAGUGUAGUCGAGCUGAAGAAAUUACUGGAUAAAAUUCUUUCGGAGGUGACCACAGCGGAAAAAGAUCUGUCGGACCGGUUAAUGAAAACUAUCGCAACCAUUUUGGAGCGUUACUGCAUCGAAGUGGAACAAAACCACGAGAAAUUGUUGCUGAAAAUCCCACAGCAAACGGCGCUGUAUCACAACAAUUGUAUGUACUUAUCGUUUUGGUUGCAGAAAAAUGCCAGCAAAUUAGGUGGUAACAACUCAUUUAUGUUGAUUGGAAGUGCGCUACGGGAUCAGGGCACCAAAACGUUUAAUAAUCAACUGCAAAAUCAAAGAUCGUUGCUCCUGCAGUCAUUAAAAGGAUUUGAACUCAGCAACGGCAUUGUAGAACUAGGACCGGAACCUCAAAAAGCGGUUAGGCAGUGCAUCCGGCAGUUUGAUCUCCUGAAAAGCGUUUGGCAAACAGUGCUACCAGAGCACGUUUACAAAAACAGCAUUGGUGGGCUGGUUACGGCGUUCUGUACCGAGAUAAUCAAAAGAAUUUUCAAUUUGGAAGACAUUACUGCUGAAAUAGGCAGUGGCUUGGUCAGCGUAAUCGAUGUCAUUAAAGAAAAAACUCCAUUGCUGUUCAAGGAUCCAACGGACAUAACAAUUGUGGUCAAAAACUGGACGAAACUUGUACAGCUUCAUAAAAUACUUGAUGCAUCUCUAAUUGAAAUCACUGAAUUGUGGGCAGAAGGCAAAGGACCACUCACAUUGAAUUACAAGGCUGAGGAGAUUAAACACCUCAUUAGGGCACUGUUCCAAAAUACAAAACACCGACAGACGUGUCUUUCAUCUAUUAUUCAAUUGUAGUAUGUACUGAAUUCAAACUACCGCAUAACAUAAAAAUAAAUGUUCGAUAAUA